Drosophila eugracilis is the source of this 1284-nucleotide messenger RNA. Its product is annotated as fructose-bisphosphate aldolase. Lineage: Eukaryota; Metazoa; Arthropoda; Insecta; Diptera; Drosophilidae. The record is from RefSeq and is a predicted model, not a curated record. Bases 47 to 1141 code for a protein of 364 amino acids. The transcript has 3 exons. Gene Ontology annotation, cellular component: cytosol. Gene Ontology annotation, molecular function: fructose-bisphosphate aldolase activity. Gene Ontology annotation, biological process: fructose 1,6-bisphosphate metabolic process; glycolytic process.
CUCUUUUGGAACAUUUUCGGAAAGUUUAAAUUUAAGGUUCACCAGGAUGACGACGCAUUUUUACUAUCCAAAUAAGGAGCUGCAGGAGGAGCUGAUCUGCAUAUCGAAGUCAUUGGUGGCACCUGGAAAAGGAAUCUUGGCGGCCGAUGAAUCCAGUGCAGUAAUGGGCAAGCGCUUUCAAUUAAUCGGAGUAGAGAACACGGAGGAGAAUCGCCGAAUAUAUCGGCAAAUGCUCUUCACCACAGAUCCAAAGAUAUCGGAAAAUAUAUCUGGAGUGAUAUUCUACCAUGAAACGUUGCACCAGCGCACGGAUGAUGGACAGCCAUUUGUAGAGACCCUCAAGAAAAAGGGCAUCCUGACUGGUAUCAAGGUGGACAAACACUUUUCGCCACUCUUUGGCUCCGAGGAUGAGUUCACCACCCAGGGACUGGAUGAUCUGGCCAGUCGGUGUGCCCAGUACAAGAAGGAGGGUUGCAGCUUUGCCAAGUGGCGGUGUAUCCUGAAGGUCACCAAGAAUACGCCUUCGCCGCAGGCUAUUUUGGAAAAUGCAAAUGUCAUGGCCCGAUAUGCGGCCAUCUGUCAAUCACAGCGUCUGGUACCGAUUAUCAAUCCCGAGGUUUUGUCUACGGGCGACCAUGACUUGGAUCGAUGUCAGAAGGUCAACGAAAUCCUGCUGGCUGGUGUCUACAAGGCUCUUAGUGAUCACCACGUCUUCCUCGAGGGAACCCUCCUGCAGCCUAGUAUGGUAACGCCUGGCCUGCAGAGUAACAAGAACCAUCCGCCUUCGGACAUCGGAUUGGCCACAGUUCUUUCCAUCAGGCGAACUGUUCCCCCAGCCGUUAUGGGAGUACUAUUUUGUAGUGGAGCCCAAUCAGAGGAAGAGGCGUCGAUAAAUUUGAAUGCCAUCAACAACGUACCGCUCUGCAAGCCCUGGGCCAUGACUUUCGCCUUCGAUCGGGCUUUACAGACCUCUAUCUUGAGAACUUGGGGUGGCAAGAAGGAGCAGAUCAGCCAUGCUCAGAAUGAGCUUAUCAAACGUUGCAAGGCUAAUGGACUGGCCAGCAUUGGAAAGUAUGUAAUUGGUUCCGUAGAAAGCUCAGCAGGCACAGAAAGACUUAUCCAGGAAGCAGUCGAAUUCUAAAGAUCAUCGAUCAUCCUUGGGAGUGGUUAGGAUAUAAAACUCUUGGCACGAGGAAAAAACACCUUUGGACCAAAUAUGUUAAAAAUAAAAUUUUCUGAUUAAAUUUAAAGAUAUUGAUAAUUUAUUGACCGAUUUUUUAAGAG